AUGGACAAGGGAUGGCCUUGUUAUCUUCAGAAUAUACCUGGAAAACCCUCCCUAUCCUUUCCAAAAGACCUCAGUCUGCAUUUCGACCUUCCGGAAGACAGAGCACCCAGGUUCUCUCAAGUCCACCAGAGUCACUCCGACAAGAAGACAGCAUCCGAGGUUUGCGACCUUUCGAUGAAUACCGUCCGGGAUAGGAAUUACAAAUGCUAUCCGAAAUCCAAAUCAGAUCCCGUUGAUAUAUGUAAUACUUUGCUUGAUUAUACAAAACUUGAAAGACUGAAAGAGCUAUGA
Molecule: messenger RNA, 291 nt
Organism: Nezara viridula (southern green stink bug)
Lineage: Eukaryota; Metazoa; Arthropoda; Insecta; Hemiptera; Pentatomidae
Source: the annotation of a GenBank genome assembly